AUGGGCAGUACUGCACCUAACGACGAUCGAUUCAUGGUUUCCGCCUCGGAAUACGGCACCAUCCUCUCCCGGUUUUUUGACAAGAUCGACUUUCACCUGCCAAAGCCUUACUACGACCCCAAGAUUGAUUCUGCGCUGGCCAAAUACAUUGAAGAGCAGCCAUGGUCGGAGAGCUUGAAGGCGCGGGCCGUAAAGUAUGCUAAGCAAGCGGUUGGCAUUGCGUCAUGGUACCCUCGAACAUCAUUUGCUGUCCGUUUCAACUGCGUGAUUAUUACGCUCCUGGUGAUUAUCUACGAUGAGGAGUACAUGACCUUUGGGGAUGCGGGGACCGAGUUUUCUCUACGAUUGGUGCGCGGACAGGCACAGAAGGCACCAUUUCUUGACUCGUUGGCACGUUUCUUGCAAAAUACUGACCAGUACUUGGGACCAUAUGGAUCGUCUAUGGUCAUCAAGACCACGUUGGAGUUCGUGGAAGGCACUAACGUAGAGAACGAUUUCAGCGAUGCUGUGCCGCUGGAUGCCACUCGCUUCCCACGCUACUUGCGUGUAAAGACAGGCUUUGCAGAGACAUAUGCCCACGCCAUCUUCCCCAAUGAUACAUUUCCGGAGCACGAAUACCGCAAGCUGUAUCUUCCAGCGCUAUCGCCGCUUUGCGACAUCAUUGACUUCACUAACGAUAUCUUGUCCUUUUACAAGGAAACUAUUCGCGGCACUGAGCGCAUAAACUACAUUUGCAAUGUGGCCAACACUACGGGAUCGAGUGCCCUGGAAUGCCUACAAGAGACAGUUGACGCUGUAGAAAGCAGAAUAGUCGAAGUACGCCGUAUUCUAGAACCAUAUCCGGAUCUGCUUGCCCACGCCAGCGACUAUCUUGCAGCGUAUAUCGGGUGGCAUAUCCGCACGACCUCGCGAUACUUCCUCAAUGAGGUGGGCUUCAUGGUUAGAGUGAACAUAAAGCAGCUAGCGGAGCUACAGGAUUUGAAUGUGCCGGUUAAGCCAAACGGGAUAAUGCCCGAGCUGAAUGCCAUGGUAACCGCAUGA
This is a messenger RNA of Talaromyces stipitatus ATCC 10500, 1041 nucleotides long. Its product is annotated as trichodiene synthase, putative. The record is from RefSeq and is a predicted model, not a curated record. Bases 1 to 1041 code for a protein of 346 amino acids. NCBI's taxonomy places the organism in Eukaryota, Fungi, Ascomycota, Eurotiomycetes, Eurotiales, Trichocomaceae. The transcript has 2 exons. Gene Ontology annotation, molecular function: carbon-oxygen lyase activity, acting on phosphates.